Messenger RNA from Eutrema salsugineum, 2357 nucleotides. Its product is annotated as serine/threonine-protein kinase ATG1c. Gene Ontology annotation, biological process: autophagy; peptidyl-serine phosphorylation. The transcript has 13 exons. The coding region runs from base 187 to 2106 and encodes 639 amino acids. Lineage: Eukaryota; Viridiplantae; Streptophyta; Magnoliopsida; Brassicales; Brassicaceae. Gene Ontology annotation, cellular component: cytoplasm. The record is from RefSeq and is a predicted model, not a curated record. Gene Ontology annotation, molecular function: ATP binding; protein serine/threonine kinase activity.
UUAGAAUAAACUUGCAUUUAAUAAAUAUUCAUUAACCUUCUCUUCUUCUUCUUCUUCUCUCUCUCCUCAUUAUCCGAAUACGCCCAAUCGAAUCAUUUUCAACCCGACGGGUCGUAAAAUUCCAAAAGAUUCAAUCAUACUGCGUCCUCUAGAUUCUCGGCGCCGGUUUAGUUCGUCGGAGUAAAAAUGGCUCAGUCUACGGCGAGGAGCGGGCGGGUUGUUGGUGACUACUUGGUGGGUCGGCAAAUCGGGUCGGGUUCGUUCUCUGAGGUUUGGGAGGCGAGGCACCGUGUUCACGGCACCGUCGUCGCUAUCAAGGAGAUCGCCAUGAGCCGCCUUAACAAGAAGCUACAAGAUAGUCUCAUGUCUGAGAUAUAUAUCUUGAAGAGGAUCAAUCAUCCCAACAUCAUCCGUUUGCUCGACAUGAUUGAGUCUCCUGGGAAAAUACAUGUGGUGUUGGAGUAUUGCAAAGGAGGUGAUCUGUCUGUGUAUAUCCAGAAUCAUGGAAGUGUCCCUGAAGCUACUGCUAAGCAUUUCAUGCUGCAGUUAGCGGCUGGCUUACAAGUUCUUCGUGACAAUAAUAUUAUUCACCGUGAUUUAAAGCCUCAGAAUCUUCUUCUAUCCACAGAUGAAAACGAUGCGGAUCUGAAGAUUGCUGAUUUUGGAUUUGCAAGAUCGUUGCAACCUAGGGGACUUGCAGAAACAUUAUGCGGCUCACCAUUGUAUAUGGCCCCAGAGAUUAUGCAACUUCAGAAGUAUGAUGCAAAGGCAGAUCUCUGGAGUGUUGGUGCUAUCUUAUUUCAACUUGUGACAGGCAGAACCCCUUUUACAGGAAACAGCCAGAUUCAGUUGCUCCAAAACAUUAUGAGAUCAACUGGUUUACAUUUUCCACCGGCCUGUAGAGAUUUAAGUUUGGACUGCAUAGAUCUGUGUCAGAAGUUAUUGCGACGUAAUCCAGUGGAACGUUUGACAUUUGAAGAAUUCUUUAAUCACCCUUUUCUUUCGGACAGGCAGUCAUAUGACUUCUCAAGGAGUAGAUUGGGCUCAAGAACAAUGGACGAUUUUCUUUCUUCUGGAAGCAGUCCCUCGAGAAACAUGGAAGAAAGUUCUCAAGAAGACUGUUUGCCAUUCCUACUAGAUGAUGAUUCUAGUGGACCUGAGGGGAGCCCUUCACAUUUGAAAAGGACGCCCUCAAUAAAGUCGUCCCCUGGAUUUAACAUUGAUGCCAGAGUUGAGAGAAAGGAGGCGGAAUCUAGUCCUUUGAAAUGUACAGAACUUACUUCCAGAUAUAGUAGAAUCAACCAUGGAGCGGAAAACAAUAGAUUUGGAUAUGAAACUCACAUAAAUUCAGAUAGGAGAAACCAUCGUGAACUUACAAGAGUGACUGAUUCCAGAUCACUUAUUCCUAAGGGAAGAGUAGAUGAAUCUCAAGACUCAAUGGAUCAAGACUACGUUAUCGUAUCUGGACCACCAGUGGAUUUGCCAUCAUCUUCAUCGAGUUCUUCGAAGCCUUAUAACUUCCCAUUCAAGUCUCAGUCUCCUCCUGUCGAGUUAUUCAACCGGAAGCAUAACUUCAACGGCUCUUAUGCCAAUAAUUGGGUGGCUACUGGGUUUGGAGGAAGCCCUAGCCAAGACAUUAACAGACUAAGAAGUAACAGCCUGAAACACGAUACCGAUCUUAGCCAUGAUGGAUCGGAGGAGAUAUCCUCUCAGAUUCAGAGGCAGUUUAUCCAGGAGAUUGAGCUUGCUGAAGAACUUGCAAAGAAUAUCGAACCUGGAAAUACAAAAAUGCCUGAUGCAAUGGAGACGAUAUUUGAAGCCGCCCUUGAUCUUGGAAAACUUGGGGGCGUUAAGGAGGUUAUGGGAGAGAUUGAGAACGCUGGUAACCAAUAUUCGAAAGCGGUGCGUUUGCUGGUAUUCCUUCUAGUAGAAGCACCAAUGCUGAUUCUGAAUCCACCAUUGUCUCUCACAAACUCAGUCAGGUAUCGUCUACGAACGUAUAUCGAUAUUCUCAGCAGAAGAUUAAAACAUCUGCAAUCUCUUAGAAGAAGUUCAGUUGCUCAGAUGCAAGGAUCAUCAUUAGCCAUGAUGAACAAACAACCAUAACCAUUUACUUUGUUUGGGAGCUCUUGUUUCUUCAUUUGUUUUUUUUUCCCUUAAAAUAAGAGAAAAAUGUAACUAUUUGUACAGGAAAUCAUGUAUUCUUAUUCUUUUGGGGAUCUGGAGGGACUUUGGGGGAUAUGAUGUGUGUGUGAUAGAUGUUGUACGUUUUCUUUGUUCUAUCUUGAUCCUAAUCCUUUAUUCUUUUCCAUAUGUUUUGAUAUCAAAAUUGUUAUGAUGAUACAUUGAUUCUUGGA